AUGAUAGAUUAUUUUAAAGCAUUUGAAGAGGAAUAUAUUCCUAUUGAUGUUUAAAAGGGUAUAUAGUUCAUUGGUGAAGAAUUGUUUCCUUUGUAUUUAGAAAAUUAUAGGUCUGUAUAAUUUGAUUUAGAUUACGAAAGAGUUUAUGAAGGCCUUCUUAAUGAAGACUAUAAAAUUUUAAAUUUAGGAGCUUGUUGUAUAAAAUCGACAAUGAAGUAUCUAUAUCCUUUCGUAUUAUAUGAGGUUUCUAAAUAAUUGUAAAUGUUUAUUAGAGAAAGAAUACCAGAUUAGUAUGGAAAAAUAAUACUGCCUUUCACUGAAGAGGAUAAAUAAAGAGUGUACAAAGAUUCUAUUUUUAUUUUAACAGAAUUGACAGCUUUUUAAAGAUAUUUUAGUAAAAAUAACCCUAAUUUCUAAGAUAAGUACAGUUUUGAAAGCGCCAAGAAAAUUAUUGAUGACUGUUAUAAAGUUUACUUUAACCGUUUCUCGAUUCCUUUUAAUGAUGAAUAAAAUAUGAAUAUCAAUAGCAAUAAUAAUAAUAACAACAACAACAAUAAUAUAAGCAAAAAUCUAGAAUAGCAAGGUAGCCAGACAGAUAAAUUAUAAAAAUCAUCAUAGCAAGUGGCUUCAGUAGGUAAUGACAAUUCCUUGGCUAUUAAAGAAUUUUCAAUAAAAAAAGGUAUUAAAGAUAAACAUGAAUAGAAUAAAAAUACAUAAUCAGAAACAGCUGCACCAAUAAAUGAAGAAAAUAGCACUAUUGUUGCAGAUCCUUAAGAAAAAAAAGAAAAAGGAUUAGGUAUUUAUGGAAUUAAGUUAGAGUAACAAGAGAAUUAUUAGCCAUGCUGCAAUGCUUGUGAUAUUUUCUGA
This is a messenger RNA of Tetrahymena thermophila SB210, 867 nucleotides long. RefSeq lists its product as hypothetical. The transcript is spliced from 3 exons. NCBI's taxonomy places the organism in Eukaryota, Ciliophora, Oligohymenophorea, Hymenostomatida, Tetrahymenidae. The record is from RefSeq and is a predicted model, not a curated record.